ACAAAGAACCAGUCGAAACUCUACAGGACCCCUUUGAACAUUCAUCCCCGCCCCCGUUUUGAAAUUUCACUUAACUUUUUCUUAAGGGCUGCGGACAUACAGUACAAGAUCCAGUCUCUGCGUUGCAAAAUUGUUGUCCCGCAAAUGAGAACUUAAAGGGAAUUAUUCCUUGUUUUUUAAAGGAUUUUGAUUAGCUGGUAUCAUUUUUCCUAUGUUAAUGGACAGAGUCAUUGAAACCAUACACGCUUGUUUUAAAAGAAACGUUGGAUCCUAUCGCUUCGAAUCGCGUUAGAGAUAUUUAAAAUAUUUUGAAUCUUUACCCAAAGGAUAGUAAAGUUUUUUGUGUUUUACAAAAAAAAAACAAUUAAAUUUAUACAUGCUAAUGGUGUGAUGAAAAGAUAAAAUGAGUAGCGCUUGGAUAAAGUGUUGCAUCUUUGCGCUGUGGAUAUGGAACAACCAAGUGACCGGCGCUCCCCGGGCAGAGGAGCAUCCGCUCCCCUCUGAAAGUGCCUCCACCUUGGCCUUCGUCUUCGACGUUACCGGCUCAAUGUACGACGACCUCAAGCAGGUGAUAGACGGAGCCUCCCGGAUCCUGGAGAAAACCCUCAGCCGGAGAGCAAGACCCAUCAGGAAUUUCGUGCUCGUCCCCUUUCACGAUCCAGAUAUCGGGCCGGUGUCCAUCACCACUGACCCAAGGCAGUUUCAGCAUGACCUUCGUGAGCUCUUUGUGCAGGGAGGAGGGGAUUGCCCCGAGAUGAGCGUGGGUGCCAUCAAGCGGGCACUGGAGGUGUCCCUGCCCGGUUCCUUCAUUUAUGUCUUCACAGACGCCCGAGCUAAGGACUACCGCCUCAAACGUGAUGUUCUCCAGCUGGUACAGCUUCGACAGUCCCAGGUAGUCUUCGUGUUGACGGGAGACUGUGGGGAUCGCUCACACCCCGGUUACCGUGUCUACGAAGAGAUCGCCGCUACCAGCUCUGGGCAGAUCUUCCACCUGGACAAACAGCAGGUCAACGAGCUCUGGGCCUGGGUGGAACGNACGGUGCAAGCCAUGAAGGUCCACCUGCUGUCUUCAGACCACGAAUCUGCCCAGGAGAAUGAGUGGAAUGUGCCCUUUGACCCCAGCCUGAAGGAGGUGACAGUGUCCCUCAGUGGGCCGGCUCCACAGAUAGAAAUGAAGGAUCCUUUUGGCCGCCACGUUGGAGAAGCUCAUGGACUAACGGAACUCUUGAGUAUCCCAAACUCUGCCCGUGUGGUGAAUGUAAAGAACCCCAGACCUGGAAUCUGGACUCUGAAGGUGGGCUGCAGUGGCCGACACACACUCAGAGUCACUGGCGUCAGCAACCUGGACUUUCGGGCUGGAUUCUCCAUCUUACCAGUGUCUGAGUUCAACCACACAAGGGAACGGCCAGUUCAAGGCGUCCCGGCCCAUGUUCUUCUGAAAUGCUCGGGGCUUUCUCCGCCAGGCCUGGUCAGCCACACGGAGCUGGUCUCAGCCUCCGGACGCUCCCUGCGCACUCUCCCCGUCCCCCUUCCCUCAGACAAGGGUGCCCGUGGGCUCUGGAAUGUCCCUGAGUUCCACUCUCCCUCUGAGAGGUUCUUCCUACGAGUGUCCGGCAAGGAUGCUGACGGUUACAGGUUCCAGAGGCUGUCCAGUGUCUCGUAUACCAACAUCAUCCCAGGGCCUCCUUCAGUGAGCAUGCCCAGUACAAUCACAGGCUUCUACAUGCAGCCCACUGUGAUUGGCUGCUCCGUGGAAAGCGAAGUCCCUUACAGGCUGAGAAUCACCAGGAGUGGAGUCCGGAUCGGGGAAGAAAAAACCUUUCAGUCCUCUGACAAAGCAUCAUGGGAAAUCCCACGCGUUUCUGGGGAGGACGAGGGGGCGUACGAGUGUGUGGCCGAGAGCAGAGUGGGCCGGGGUCGGGCCGAGACGCAGCUGGUUGUGAAAGACCCCCUGCCGGUCCUGAAGCCCCCUGCCAACGUGACGUCCCCCCGGGGGGCCCGGGCUGUGCUCGUCUGCCAGGUGGAGGGUGCCACGCGGUACAACAUGACGUGGCGUCGGGACGGGCAGCGCCUGGGCGCGGCCGGCACCGGCAGAGCGCGAGUCCUGAGGAACUCCUCACUGGAGAUCGAUCCCGUCGGACCCCAGGAUGUAGGGGAGUACCAGUGUGUGGCCAGCAACACACAAGGCCAGAGCAGGGCCAGUGUCUGGCUGCUAGUCCCAGAGGUCCCUUCUGUGGUCGUCACUCCCCGCAGGCUGGCCUUUUCCCGGGGGGGCGAUGUCCGCUUCGUUUGCACGGCCUCGGGGUCUCCCGCCCCCCAGGUGUUCUGGACCUACAAGAACAUGUUUCUGAUGAGCAGAAGCAGAGUGUCCAUAUCAAAGCAUGGAACGCUGACCAUCAGAGCGGCCCUCCCAGAGGAUGCUGGGAACUACACCUGCCUGGCGUCCAACGAAGCUGGCACGGCCAAUCAGACAGUCACCCUGAGCUAUGAAGAGCGGCCCAGCAUUACCGUGGCCAGACGUGUGGUGCUGGUGGUUGCCGGCGAGGACGCCCUUCUGGAGUGCCAAGCCACGGGGACUCCGCCCCCCCUGGUCAGCUGGAUCAAAGGCGACCAGCAGGCGGCGCUGCUCCCAUUCGCCAUGCAGGACGGGCAGCGUGGCACGCUCCGGCUUCCCGGGGUACAGGAGGAGCAUGCGGGGGAGUACAUCUGCGUGGCCAGCAGCUCAGCUGGAACUGCGUCUGCAACUGUCACCCUGGAGGUUGGAGUUGCCCCCCAGCUCUUCAGCAUCCCCCAUGACGUCUCUGUGGAUGUGGGGGAGAACGUAACCCUGCCCUGCUCCGCUCGCGGCUUCCCGAUGCCGUCGGUGACGUGGAGCCGAGGGGACGGGCGGCCGGUCUCCCGGGGGCCCGAUGGGCACGCUGGGGCCCUGCAGCUCCACUCGGGGGGGCUCCUCAUCCACAGUGCAUGGAUUGAUGAUGAAGGCCUGUAUACCUGCGAGGCCCAGAACCAGUUUGGAUCCAUACGUGCCGAAGCUCGAGUGACCAUCACUGGCCUGGAACCCCCGGUUUUGGCUCGUGGGGCCUCAUCACUCACCACCGUGAUUGGUCAGCCAUUGACUAUUCCCUGCAUGCUGAUGGACGGAAUUCCUUUGCCGGAGAGAUACUGGCAACAUAACGGAAAACAAGUCCAACUCAGCACCAGGACCUACCUAAAGAGUGAUGGUAGCCUGCACAUUGAUAGGGUCAUCCCUGAGGAUGCUGGGACGUAUGUCUGCACCGCCAUCAAUGUAGUGGGGUCAGCGAACCUCUCUGUCACCCUGGAUGUGCAUGAUCCCCCAGAGAUUAGGCCAGGUCCCCUGCAUUACAUCGCUAAUGAGGGCGUGGCCAUCACCCUGACCUGUGAAUCUGGCGGGUGGCCGAAGCCGACCUUGGUCUGGACUAAGGGACGGGAUCCCCUGCCCAGCCACACCUCUCUGCUCCAUCAGGGACCAGAAGGGCAGCUUCACAUUCCCAGUCCCACAGCAGAAGAUGCUGGAAUCUACGUGUGCACCGCCAGCAGCCCCGCGGGCUUUGCCAGCCGGGAGACGCAGCUCAGUGUCAACACGAAGCCGACCCUGGUGGGCAGAAGUGACCACGAAACCACAGUAAAGAUGGCCGUCGAAGCCGGGUCCGAGGUCAUCCUUCCAUGUGAGGCCCAGGGCAGCCCCACUCCUCUGGUCAUAUGGCUCCGGGACGGACGCCCCAUCCCCCCAGUGUCAGCUUGGUUCACUGUGCUGCCCUCUGGCUCUCUGAAGAUCUCUGAUGUCAGGCUCAUCGACAGCAAGUUCUACACCUGCGCCGCAGUGAACCCGGCAGGAAAUGUGUCACUCACCUACAAUCUCCGUGUACAAGUUAAGCCCAGAAUCGAGCCCGUGCCCUCGGUGGUGAAGGCCCUGUUGGGCCAGACGGUCACCCUGCCAUGUGCUGCCCAGGGUGAGCCCUUCCCGGAGAUCAGCUGGUCCCGGGAUGGGGUGGCUCUUGGGCAAGGCGAGGCCCACUGGAUCCGUAGUGUGACACACAAGGAUGGGGGUACAUACCACUGUGAGGCUGAGAACAGUGCCGGGAAGGACACCAAGGAGAUGGUGCUGCAGGUCCUGGAGGCUCCAUCUUUUGUGGACACUGGAGCCGCUGUCAUGGAGACGGUAGCUGGGAGCAAGGUGGAGAUUCCUUGCUUUGCAGGAGGUUCCCCGCCACCAAAGAUCCGCUGGUUUAAGAAUGGCCUGGAGAUCCGGCCUGACCGGACCGUUGCCGACGUCUCCGUGUCACAGAACGGCUCCCUCAUGAUCGCUGCCGUCUCUGCCAGUCACAGUGGAGAUUUCCGGUGUGUGGCCACCAAUGAGGCGGGCUCCACAGAGAGGAAGACCCGCCUCAAAGUGAACGUCCCCCCAGAGAUGCAGGAGGACAUGCAGCCCCUAAACCUCACUGUCACCCUUCAGCAGCCGCUCACCCUGGCCUGUGACGCCUUUGGCGUUCCCCCCCCUGCCAUCACCUGGGCCAAAGAUGGCCGACCCGUGGUGGAUACCCCUGGGGUGUACCUCCAGAAUGCAAAGCGGCUGCUAAGGAUCUUCCGCGUGCAGGCGGAACAUUCCGGGCAGUUCUCCUGCACAGCUGUCAACACAGCUGGGGAGGCCAGGAGGAACUACAACAUUGUGGUUCAAGCCCCUCCGGUGAUCUCUGGCUCCUCGGGGGUGCAGGACCUGGUGGUGGUGGUAGGUCAGGAGGUGGAGCUACAGUGUCGAGUCAGUGGACAUCCAGUGCCCAGGGUGGAGUGGAGCCGCGAUGGGGAGGUUCUCUCCCGCAGUGGGGACCCCCACGUCCUGUUCUCCGAGGGGGGCCAGGUGAUGAGGGUGAAGUUGGCUAGGCUCAGGGACCAUGGUCAGUACCAGUGUUUGGCGAUCAACGACGCUGGGACUCAAAGCCGCCAGUACAGAGUCAACGUUCAGGCACCCCCUACUGUCCGAGGCUCAAGCGAGCGCUCCGAGAUCUCGGUGGUGCUGGGCUUCCCCGCUGUCCUCUCGUGUGAGGUGGAGGGUGUCCCUGCUCCCAGCCUCACCUGGCUGAAAGAUGGCCAUCCCCUGGUCUCCGGGCCCCGGCUGACCUACGAGCACGAGGGGCAGAGCCUGAAACUGGGCGUGGCGCGUGCUGACGACGCCGGGAUCUACACCUGCCGCGCCACCAACCCCGCUGGCACUGACAGCAGGCACUACACCCUGACGGUGCUGGUUCCACCCAAGAUUGAAGGAAGCGCCGGUGGCAGCGAAGCCAAAGUCCGGGUCAGUGGCACCCUGGUCCUGUCCUGCUCAUCCAGAGGCUUCCCUGAUCCUACCACCCAGUGGUUCCGAGACGGACAGCCACUAGGGGACCACACUCCCACCGGGGUCCGGGUUGAAGGCCAUCUCCUGCACAUCGAGAAUGCUGUGCGGACCCACGAGGGGCGGUAUACCUGUGUGGUCUCCAAUGCCGCCGGAGAGGAAAAGAGAGACUUCCAUGUCACCGUUCAGGUGCCCCCUAUCUUUCAUCGCGUUAACAAUGGCCCAGCAGCCUGGGGUCUGGGAGUAGAGGAAGAAGAAUGGGCAGAGGAAGGGGUGGAGAUCACAGAGAGGCAGGAAGUGGUGCUGGGCCACCCGGCCACCCUGUCGUGCGAGAGCAAUGCCAUCCCCCCUCCGCACCUCACCUGGUACCACCAGGGACGCCAGCUCUCUACCAUGGAUGGCGUGGUGCUGCUGCCUGGCGGUCAGGUCCUGCAGAUCCCGCAGGUCCGGAAGGAGCACGCCGGGAAGUACACGUGCCAGGCAGUAAACGAGGCGGGAGAGGACCGCAUGCACUUCCAGCUGGAGGUGCUGGGUAGUGUGCCCGUGUUCAAGAGCAGUGUGAAGUGGAAGUGGGCCAUUCGGGGGAAUCGUCUGGAGUUGGGUCCUCUCCAGCUUUCCCAUGCUGGCAUCUAUACCUGUGUGGCCAAGAACAUCGAGGGAGAGUCACGCAAGGAGUACAGGCUGACUGUGCAAGUUGCCCCCACAAUCCUGGACUCAGGCUAUGCAUCUGAGAUCAGUGCACCAAUUGGAGACAAGCUGUCCUUGGAGUGUCGUGCAACAGGCAUCCCGACACCCCAGCUGACCUGGCUGAAGGACGGGGAAGCGCUGGACUCUGUCGAUAUUCAACAUUUGCGCUUGUCUCCAGAUGGGGGGACUCUUACCCUGCUGACUCUGCGGCCAGAGGACUCUGGGACAUACACCUGUUUGGCUGUCAGUGCAGCUGGGCGGGAAAGCAAGGUCUUCACUCUCUCUGUGACAGAGCCCCCAUCCAUAGAGGGUAUGACAGAAACCCCCCAGGAGGUGCAGGCCUCCCUGGACAGCAUGGUGACACUGGAGUGCCACGCAGUGGGCAGCCCCCUACCCCAGAUCAGCUGGUUGAAGAAUGGGCGGCCUCUACUCCUCUCUCCCCGCACCCGCCUCCUCUCUGCUGACAAGGUCCUCAGGAUCUCACCAGUCCAGCUGUCCGACUCUGGUAUCUACACGUGUGUGGCUCGAAGCCAGGCAGGUCUGGCUGAGCUUAGCUACAACCUUCUGGUCCAAGUACCUCCAUUAUUGGCUCACAUGGAGCCAGUGGAGCAGGUGACAGUGGUGCAAGGGUCACUGGUGACGCUAUCGUGUGAGGCCCGGGGCAUGCCUCCACCCUCCCUCUCCUGGUUGAAGGACGGUCAACCUCUGUCGCUGCACCGAAACCUGCUUCUGGAUGGCCAGGAGACACGGCUGCAUCUCACUGCUGUGGCAUCCCAUGAUGCCGGCCUCUACAGUUGUGUGGCCAGUAAUGCAGCUGGCAGCAGCACCAAGACCUUCAACCUGACGGUUCUGGAGCCUCCUAAGAUCAGCUCAGGUUCUCCAGAGGAAGUGUCCGUCCCUGUGAACAGCCUCCUAGAACUCGAGUGUGUGGCUGAAGGGGUUCCCCCUCCCACUCUUAGCUGGCUUAAGGAUGGGCUCCCCCUAGUGGAUGUGGACAUUGUGCAGGGAGACGGGGCGCUUCUGAGGAUCACUGAGGUGCAGGUGGAGGAUGCAGGACUGUACACCUGCCUGGCCAGCAGUCCUGCUGGAGAGGAUGGGAGGAACCACUGGGUUCAUGUUCAAGUGCCUCCAACCCUUCUGGGUGCUGGUGAUUUCAGGACUGUGACUGUGGUGACCAAAGGUCACCUGACUCUGGAGUGUCAGCCAGACAGUGACUCUCCACCUGACAUCAAGUGGCUCAAAGAUGAUAUCCAGCUACAGGUGACCGGACGCAUCCGGAGCCUGGCAGGGGGACAGUUUCUGGAGAUCCAGGAUGCACAGCCCCAGGAUGGCGGCCACUACAGCUGUGUGGUUUCCAACACGGCGGGGAGCACCAGCUUGUCCUUCGUGGUGAAGAUCCUCUCGCCGCCGCUGGUCAAAGCUGGGCUGUCAAUGGUGACAGCGCAUGUCAAUCAGCCUGCUGUGCUACCCUGCGAGGCUGAAGGAGAGCCCACCCCCUCGGUCACCUGGAGGAAAGAUGGAAACCCACUGCCGCUGGAAGAGGGCAGGUUCACCAGUGCAGCGGAGGGAUCGCUGCGCAUCGGGGCAACCCAGGCGUCUGAUGCCGGUCGGUACUACUGCGUGGCCUCCAACCCUGCUGGUUCUGAUCACCGUGGAAUGGACCUGCGCGUGUUCGUGGGUCCUUCCAUUGGUCCUGGCCCCUUCAACGUCACCAUGACGACGGGCAUGAGGGCAGUCCUGAGCUGUGACACCAUAGGUGUACCUCCACCCAAGGUGUCCUGGAGAAGAAAUGGGACACCCCUCGACCUCACCCAGCAGUCCGGAGCCUACAGGUUACUCUCCUCUGGCUCCCUGGUCAUUCUGGCCCCGUCUGAUCAGGAUGAAGGAUAUUUCGAAUGCACAGCAGCCAAUGAGGUUGGAGAGGAGCGAAGGGUCAUUGAGGUCAUCCUGCAAGCUCCUCCUUCCAUCGUGGAUGAUGUCACCUCCGUCACAGUAGUGACGAUGUCACCUGUGGUCUUGCCGUGUCACGCGCUGGGACGUCCCAAGCCCAGUGUGAGCUGGACCAAAGGGGGGGCGCAGCUCAGCUCCCGGGGGGCCAGCUAUCGGGUCCUGCCAACAGGGGCUCUGGAGAUCCUUGCUGCUGUCCCCAGCCACACGGGCAGGUACACCUGCUCCGCCCGCAACACCGCUGGCGCCGCACACAAGCACAUCAGCCUUACCGUGCAAGAGCCACCGGAAAUACAGCCCAUGGCCGAGGAAGUGCAAGUGCUGUUGCAUCGUGGGAUUGCUCUGUCCUGUGACGUCCAAGGCUUCCCCAGACCGUCCAUUACUUGGCAACGGGAGGGCGUACCCAUAGCAACUGGUUCGCGGCUGGCGGUCCUUCCCCGCGGCGAGCUGCACUUCUCUCGGGUGACACUGGGUGACGCUGGCGUGUACGAGUGCCUGGCGAAGAACGAGGCUGGCACGGCGACGGGGAGGACACGGCUCGUCCUACAAGUGCCCCCCGUGAUCACCGCAGCGCACCCGGAGCAGGUGGCGGUGCUGGGCCAGCCAGUCAGCCUGCGAUGCCAGGUGGAGGGCCAACCGACGCCUGAGAUCACAUGGCUGCGGGACCGGCGGCCCGUGGCCGAGGGGGCGCGGCUGCGAAUGUUCGCCAAUGGCACUCUGUGGCUCGCUGCUGUGCAGCGCACAGACAGCGGCCUCUACACCUGCUCCGCCAGCAACCCGGCCGGCCGCGGUAGUGCUGAUGUCCGGCUCAUUGUCCAUGUUCCACCAAUGAUUCCAGUUGGACAGUCGGAACUGUCCGUCAUCCAGGGAUUCCAGGCCCUUCUGCCCUGUGCUGCCCAGGGUUCUCCAGAGCCCAGGGUGACAUGGGAGAAGGAAGGUGUGGCGUUGAGGGCCGUCCCGGGGAAGUUCACCAUGCUGCGUUCUGGGGAGCUGAUCAUCGAAAGGGCAGAGCCGGCUGACGCGGGCAUGUACACAUGUGUGGCAGUGAACACCGCUGGCACGGCCCGACAGCAGGCUCAUCUACAUGUCAACCGGCGCCCCGCCUUCAAGGAGCUGCCUGGCGAUGUGACCCUGAACGUGGGCCAGCGCCUCAGCCUGUCCUGCCAUGCCCAGGGAACGCCCACACCCGCUGUCAUGUGGAUGGCCAACAACAGCCCCUUCCCAGGGCCCAGUGUGGAUGAGGCUGGCCGGAGCUCCCUGCUCAUCGAGAACGUGACUCUGACUGACGCAGGCACCUAUGUGUGCGUGGCUGAGAACAGCGUGGGCGCCAUCCGGGCGCUCUCCUUUGUGCGGGUUCGGGAGCCCCCAGUCCUGAGAGGGGAGGCGCACACCAUCCAGACCGUGGCACUGGGGCGCUUGGCCAUGCUGGACUGUCCGAUGCGAGGUGACCCCAUGCCCACCCGGCGCUGGAGCCGAGAUGGCCGCCCCCUGCUGAACACUCUGCGCUUACACAGCCUUCACAAUGGCUCCCUAGCCAUUUAUGGCGUGCUGAGCGAUGACUCUGGGGAGUACCGGUGUGUGGCAGAGAGUGAGGCAGGGUCAGCUGAGCGCAGCAUCUCACUCAGAAUACAGGUUCCAGGUGUCUACUCCAAUUGGGGCCAGUGGGGUCCCUGCAGUGCCACCUGUGGACAGGGGCUCCAAGAGCGAACCAGAUUGUGCAAUAAUCCAGCCCCAGCCAAUGGUGGAGCACCAUGUCAAGGAGCAAGCACUGAAACGAAGACCUGUCAAUCUAGGCUUUGCCCUGGGGAGGUGCCCAGGAGGGCUCGGGGGAGCCUCAUUGGCAUGGUGAAUGAGCAAGAAUUCGGCGUUGCCUUCCUGGAGGCCAACAUCACGGAGAAGAAUGAACAGGGCAGCAGCAUUUUGGAGGGACACAUAGAAAACGUGCCUACCAGUGUGGGGCCUCUACUGCGAGUGCUGGUGUCUGUCUUCGCCCCUAUCUACUGGACCACCGUAUUGCAGAUGGCUGCUACCCAGAACGGCUUUUCCCUGACCCAGGGUCUGUUCCGGCAGGAGUCCCAGCUGGAGUUUGAGUCAGGGGAGAUCCUGAGGCUGACUCACGUGGCCAGGGGCCUGGAUGCUGAGGGAAUCCUCCUGGUGGACAUUGUCAUCAAUGGCUUUGUUCCUCGAAUCCUCUCUGAUCUGCCUAUCAGCUUGCAGGAAUUUGACGAGUCAUACGUACGUACGGGACCCGGGCAGAUGUAUGCCUGGUCUUCCCAAAGUCACCUGCAAGGCGGCGCUCCGUUUCCGCUGCGCUGCAACCACACGAUGGUGUACGAGGAAGGCCCCGAGCGCCAGGGGCCACUGCUGCAGCUGCUGAGAGUGUCCGCCAUUAGUGGGGCUUACAGUUGGACAAGCCUCAGCCUGGACUUCCAGCUCACCGCCUCGCUGAUCCUACCGGAUGGCGAAGGAGAGAGUUGCCCCAAAGGGUUUGUGCUGGAUGCAGCCUCAUUCUGUGCAGAUGAAGACGAGUGUGUCUCUCAGGCCCCCUGUGAGCACUCCUGCCAGAACCUCAUGGGUGGCUUCUCAUGUGCCUGUCCCUCGGGUUUCACCAUCUCCCCCGUGUCCCACACCUGUCAAGACAUCGAUGAGUGUGACCAGGGCUCCCACAUGUGUCAGUACAACCAGCAAUGUGUGAACACCGAAGGGGGCUAUCGCUGCCAAGCCCAGUGCGGCCCCGGGUUCAAGCCCAGUGUCGCCGGAACCAGCUGUGAAGAUGUGGACGAAUGCCAGGAGUCUUCCAUCUCCCCCUGUCAGCAGAAGUGCCUGAACACCUUGGGCUCCUUCCGAUGUGCCUGCCAUGUGGGCUACCAACUCUCUGGUUCACGCUGCUUAGACAUCAACGAGUGCACCCGCAAUGUGUGUCCAGCCCACCAGCAGUGCCGCAACACUGACGGGAGCUACCAGUGCUUCGACGGCUGCCCCGCCGGCAUGGUACAAGUCGAGGAUGGGGCGUGUGUGGAUGUUGAUGAGUGCCAGGAUGGCAGCCACAUGUGUCGCUACAGCCAGGUUUGCCAGAACACAGUGGGGGGGUACAGCUGCCUGUGUCCCCGAGGAUACCGGUCCCAGGGGCUUGGCCAGCCGUGUCUGGACAUCAACGAAUGCCUUCAGGUUCCCAGUCCUUGCGCCCACCAGUGCCGCAACCUUCCAGGCAGUUUCCGGUGCCUGUGUCCGCCAGGCGCCGCCCUACUGGCAGAUGGGCGUUCCUGCGCUACCUUGGAAAGGGGGCGUGUCCCCAGUAAUGGCACUCGGGUCCUGGCACGGCUGCGCCCCCAGCUGGUGUCCAGCCUGGGUCAGCCCGUCCUCACACGUCUGUCCAUCUUGCCUGAGCAUCAGGGAGGCACCUUGGUCACUGGGCGUGGCUGCCCGCUGGGCUACCACAGCAAGGAGGGGGCGUGUGUGGACGUAGAUGAAUGCCAGCUGUGGAAGCCUUGUCAGCAUGAGUGUCGGAACACCCUGGGCAGUUUCCAGUGCCUGUGCCCCCUAGGCUAUCAGCUGCUGCCCAAUGGGAGGAGCUGCAAAGACAUCGAUGAAUGCACCAUGCAGGGCAUUCAGUGUGGCCCUAAUCAGAUGUGCUUCAACACUCGAGGGGGGUACCAGUGUUUGGACACCCCCUGCCCCGCCUCGUAUCAGACAAGAGGGGCCCCAGGGACUUGUUACCGAGCCUGUUCACUGGACUGCUCCCCAGGGGGUGCCCCACUCCUGCUGCAGUACAAGCUGCUGACCCUCCCCCUGGGGAUCCCAGCCAAUCACAAUGUGAUACGCCUCUCCGCCUUCUCAGAGGGUGGGAGGCUACAGGAGCGCACGACUUUCACCAUCCUGGAGCAGGGAGGGGGUGGCGAAGGUGGGGAUGAGGCCAUUCCCGUGGGAGGGCCACAGUUUGGGAUCAGAGACGAGGCCGGGCGUGGCAUCAUAUUCACUGCGCAGCCGCUGGACUCGCCCGGGCUGGUCCGCCUGCGUGUGCAGGCCACCACAUUUUCCGCGCAGGGCCACAUCACCUACCAGAGUGUGUUCAUCAUCUACAUCUCCAUCUCCCGCUACCCAUAUUGAACCUGGUCCUACUGUUGGACUUCACGUCUAACCCACCUGAGAGUCUAGCUACCAGACCAGAUGCUGAGAGCACGUUUCUUCAACCAGACCCACAAAAACAAAUGCAGCGCGAUACUAUCAAGCAGAAUAUAAACAGUGAAUAAUUCUCUACUGGACUGAUCUCAAGGCAUUGAGAAGCAAAAAUUAAUAGUGGGAAGACUUUUUUUCUAAUUUUAUUUAAGUAGUGUUGUGCAUCUCACAUAGUACAUAAUAUUACCAUUGUUUUGUGGGAAUGCCAUGGAAUUUCUAGAUGUGAAAAUGUUUUACGUUAGUUGAGAAACCUUUUUACAGUUCUUUUUUUUUUUUCUUUGGGGAUCAGUAUUGCAGUGUCACAUUACAGUAAAAUUAUAAUUGUUUUAUGUUUAUUCAAAAGAGCAGCUGACUAAUAUUGUCACUGAAUUAUGCUAUUUUUGUCACAAGUAAAAUUGAACUAUAUUUAAGGGUAAAAAAGCAUUACUUUUUAUAUUACCAUAAGCAAAUUGUGUAUUUUUAAUGAAUUUGUCUUUGUACUGUGUUAAAGCAUUCGAGCCGGAUUGACAUGUAAAGGGAUAAUCAACUGCAACUGUGUUUUGGCUGUAUUAGUGUGGAACUACCUCUUCGACUUGGAGUUAACCACGUAAAAUGUUCAGAUGUGUUUUGCAUCAUUAAAACAUUUUAUUUUUGACAA
Molecule: messenger RNA, 12797 nt
Organism: Paramormyrops kingsleyae
Lineage: Eukaryota; Metazoa; Chordata; Actinopteri; Osteoglossiformes; Mormyridae
Source: RefSeq, a predicted model, not a curated record